Molecule: messenger RNA, 1659 nt
Organism: Acanthaster planci (crown-of-thorns starfish)
Lineage: Eukaryota; Metazoa; Echinodermata; Asteroidea; Valvatida; Acanthasteridae
Source: RefSeq, a predicted model, not a curated record
UUUAGUGUUUACUCAUUUUAACAUUGUUUAAAUAGUUGAGUGCAUCGUUUGGACUGUUCAUCACACAACACAUAACUACUUUUGUAUAAGCAAGUCAUCUACAAAGUGUCUUCAGGACUAUAGUACAGCAAAGACUAAGUUGAGGAAAUCAAACUCUUGCAGUGUAUGACUCUGGAGGCUUGUGCCUGUUUACAUUGUGAGAACUAUCUUAUUCCAGAGACCAGACAAGUGACAUGUAAAUAGUUGAAUCUGUAUUGCUGAUCUGCUGUAGUGAAUUGAGAUUACUUACAUUUGUCACAGUCAAGUGGGAAACAGAGUGUACAUUGAAGAACCCACAAUCAGGCCUGCCAACCCAGCCGUACUCCUUCCUGAGGUCAGGAAUUACCACACAAUAGAUUAAAAGUUUGCAGUUGAAACCAGCUGCAAGUAAGGGUUCCACUCAGCAGUGAAGUCAAGGAACUAGAGUUUCAGAAUGCCGUCAUUUGCAGGGAAAGUUAUCCUCAUCACAGGGGCUAGCUCUGGCAUUGGUGCAGAGACUGCCGUUGAGUUUGCGGAAUCGGGAUGUGGUGGUCUGGCGCUGGUCGGACGCAACAAAGAAAACCUGGAUGCAGUGUGUCAACAGUGCCAGGAUAAAGGCGUCCCAAAAGAGAAGGUGCUGGGCAUCAUUGCUGACAUGGCCAAAGAUGAAGACGUACAACGCAUUAUGGACAGUACUAUUCAGCAGUUUGGCCAGCUGGACGUAUUGGUGAACAAUGCGGGAAUCUGGUGUGUGAAGUACUUAGGCGAGGAAGGCAUCAUGAACGUCUAUGACGACAUCAUACGAGUCAACGUUCGGGCAGUUCUGCAGCUGACCCAUCUUGCUGUUCCACACCUUGCUCAAUCCAAAGGGAAUAUUGUCAACGUUUCCAGCAUUUGCGCCACUAGAACUCUUCCUAUGAUGAUCACAUAUAAUAUGUCCAAGGCAGCCAUCAUGCAGUUCACUAAAUGCUGUGCACUUGAAUUAGCUGCAAAGCAAGUUCGCGUCAAUGCUGUCAAUCCUGGCACAAUUAUGACCCCAGUGCAUGAGAGAUCUGGUCGGGCUGACUCAGUUGUUGAGAAAGCUAAGAAGGUGCAUGCCAUGGGGCGGAUAGGACAGAGCAGCGAGGUUGCUAAGGCCAUCUUGUUCCUUGCGUCUGAUGAUGCCUCCUUUAUGACCGGGACAAACCUACCCAUCGAUGGGGGCCGGCAUGCCAUGUGUCCACGUUGAUUCAGCUGGAUGAGAAAGUUUACCUGUGGUGCUGUCUUCACACGUUGGACAACUUGCUCGUGAUACCAACAUUAAGAUUAUUGAAAGAAUCUGAUUGGCAUCUUAUUAGAUCAAGCUCGUGUGUUGGAAUGCCUCAGGAAAAUUGUUCAUUCAUUUUGGCAGGGAUGGCUGGUAUGAUCCUGACUGAUUCAUCUUCGCUAUUUUUGAGUUGGUAUGCGUGUGAAAUUAUCAUACGUGUAUGUUCCCAUGCACAUCGGUGAUCCUAGGCUGACCCAAGGUUUGAGAUCCUCUCUAAUCUGGAUUGAUCUUGAAUUUACCCAGUUCACAUUUACCACUUUGACCACUUGCUGCCGGAUGCUUUUAAAAAUGUAGGGCACAUAUACAGGAGAUUUUCAAGAUUUUCAGUUUUUUAA